Fundulus heteroclitus (mummichog) is the source of this 3982-nucleotide messenger RNA. RefSeq lists its product as uncharacterized. The coding region runs from base 149 to 1099 and encodes 316 amino acids. The transcript has 2 exons. The record is from RefSeq and is a predicted model, not a curated record. Lineage: Eukaryota; Metazoa; Chordata; Actinopteri; Cyprinodontiformes; Fundulidae.
GCCUGGCCAGCCCGCUUGUGGCUCUGGGCCUGGCCAGCCCGCUUGUGGCUCUGGGCCUGGCCAGCCCGCUUGUGGCUCUGGGCCUGGCCAGCCCGCUUGUGGCUCAGUUGAUGUUCCAGAACAUUACACUGAUAACCAGCACCAUGGAAUGUAUUUGGAUACAUGCUUGCAACCUGUUGACAUUGCACAAGAAAUUCUGGACAAUCACUUUGAAAGUAUUUUAUCUGUUGCUCCUGCUGAAGGAAAUAGCCCUGUAAGAUUGCUCAGUGACAUUGCUAAUGAGGCAAAGUGUUUUCCUGUCCUUUUUCCAAAAGGAACAGGCACAUUCCACGAACAGAGAGAUCACAGAAUUACACUUGCUAAAUAUCUAAAAAGCAGAAUAUUAAAUGCAGAUGGCAGAUUUGGAAAGAAUUUGGAAUAUAUUUUCUAUGCACAAUACUUGUCUGAAAUUAAUCAAGUGGUUUCCAAUGUAUCAAUAGCUUUGAGAAAAGGAUAUCAGGGACAGCAUAACACUGAUGUUGCGUCAUCUUCAUCUAACAACCCAGACUUUUUGAAAGACCUCUUAAACUAUGAUAUGGGCUACAAGUUUUUGAAACCAAUUAGAGGCACACCUGUAUUUUGGCAAGGUGUUCAGAAGGACUUGAUGGCCAUGGUGAGAACCCUUGGAAUUCCCACAUUCUUUAUGUCAUUUUCUUCUGCUGAUUUACGCUGGCCAGAAUUUAUGGAAGCAUUUAUGUAUGCAGACAAUGUCAUAGGCAAUAUUGCUGACAUGGAAUGGACCCAAAAGUGUGACUUGUUAAAAAAUAAUCCUGUAACAGCAGCUAGAAUGUUUGACCAUAGGUUUCAUUGUUUGUUAAAAGAAGUCAUAAUGUCUCCAGCUCAACCCAUUGGAAAGGUCAUUGAUUACUUUUACAGAGUAGAAUUCCAGCAACGUGGCAGUUGUCACACACACUGCCUUUUUUGGGUGGAGUCACCUAAGAUUGGUGUAAACACCAAUGAAGAAGUUAUCACAUUUAUUGACAAAUAUGUGACAUGUGAGCUUCCACCUGAAAGUGACCCCAUGCAUGAAGUUGUCUCUAGUGUUCAGAUGAACCAUUAAGGGAAGAGAAAAUAAAUACAUUGAGAGCCAACUUACACAAUUUGCAGAUACUAGUCAUAGAUGAAAUCUCAAUGGUUGACAACAAGAUAUUAACAUACAUUCACGGUAGACUGCGACAAAUAAAACAAUCAUCAGACUUUUCACCUUUUGGUAAUGUUUCAGUGAUUGCUGUCGGAGAUUUUUUUCAGCUGCCACCUGUCAAAGGGAAGCCUCUUUACAAAGAAGAGGCUGGCUUCUGCUUAUGGCAUAACACUUUUACACACAUUGAGUUAACUGAAAUUGUUCGACAAAAGCAUCAACAGUUUGCCAUGACACUAAACCGCAUUAGGAAACACAAAAAAGGCAUGAAGCUCAAUGAAAAUGAUGAAAGACUAUUGAAACAACGUGAAACGGGUACGUCUGACUUUACAGAAGACCUUCACAUUUUUGCAACAAAUUCUGACGUGCAUACCCAUAACUUUAACAUGCUGCACAAGAUUUGCACAGACAUUGUUCAAAUUAAAGCACAGGACUUCAAAAAAAAUCAGCAAACAGGUACUUGUAUUAGAUUAUCUCAAACACAAGCUACUCAUGAAAACACAUAUUUGGAAAAACUAUUAAGUGUUGGGACAAAAGCUAGAGUGAUGCUGAUCAAAAACUUGGACAUUUCAGACGGUCUGGUUAAUGGAGUGUUUGGUACUGUAAUUCAAAUCAAGUUUUCUGAAAAACGCAUUGCUCAUACGAUUUAUGUACACUUUGAUGACAAGAGAAUAGGUACAAAACUUAGACAUAAAUUCCCCUGUUCUGAUCCAGAACUUAAAUAUGCAACUCCAAUACAUCAAGAUGAAGACAAAUUGGCAUACACUGGAGGCAUUAGAAGACAGUUUCCAUUACGACUUGCUUGGGCAUGCACAAUUCACAAGGUGCAAGGCCUAACAUUAGACAGAGCUGUGGUAUCAUUCAAAAAAAUCUUUGCUGCUGGCCAAGCUUAUGUAGCAUUAAGUCGAGUCAAAUCAGUUGACAACCUUGUCAUACAAGAUUUCAAACCCACUGCAAUUUAUGCAAAGCCUGACAUAGAAGACAAUCUAAAAGUAAUGACUAGCUUCAUUAGCCCUUCAUUAAACCCAGUGCCCAACAGCAAUCUAUCUCUCAGUCUACACAACAUCCAAGGGUUACCAAAUCAUAUAAAAGAUCUUAAAAGUAACCUUAAGAUGUUGGAUACAGACAUAAUAUGUCUAACAGAGACAUGGCUUGAAGACAAUAAACCGCUCAACUUUGUAGAAAUGCCAGGUUGGAUAUUCAAACACAAAACAAGAUCCCAAUCAUACAUUGACACAGCUAACACUUGCAGCUUGAAAAAUAGAAAUCAUGGUGGUAUUGGUGUUUUCUACAAAAAUACAAUUGCUUGUAAUAUUCUUGAUGUACAGUAUGAUGAUUUAGAAGCAAUUGUAUUUAAUGUACAACCUCAUGACUACAACGUGUUACUGUUGUACCGUCCACCAUCAUAUAACAUCUCUCAUUUUAAGAUGCGCUUGGGUACUGCUUUAAGCCUUUUCGAUACCCUUUCUGGACCAAAGAUUGUUCUGGGUGACUUCAAUGACAAUGCUCUGACUUCUAAUUCCAUACUGGAUUUCAUGGGUCAAAGAUUAUACAAUCAAAUAGUAACCACACCAACAACUGACGGUGAGACUUUAAUCGACCACAUUUACAUUAAGGACUUUGGUCCAACAACAGUCAGUGCUACAGUUAUACCGACGUACUACAGCUACCACAACAGCAUCUUCAUGACUUUCAUUUGACCAAAAAUAAUCUUAUAUUUUAGAUAUGCAGAAAGCAACCCCCCCCCCCUUUUUAGAUCAUUACUAAAAAGGUAAAACGCAUAUCAUGAAGUUCUGAUACAUUCAACCUCAGACCCAUAAAACAAAAAUAUAACUGUAUUCACUUUUCUAAUAUCUUCAACAACAGUCAAUAUUUUUUGUGCUCCAAAAACCUUAUUGACCUGAAUAGAUCUGCCUACCAAUUUUAUCAUUGAUAAAAAAUGCCAACCUAUGAUAAACACACAUAAUGGAAGGAACAGAACAACAGAGAAGAAACACCAAUUCAAUUAACCAAAAAAUUGCCAUACUUGGAUACAAAAUAGGUAUAGCUGAUCAAGAAUAAGGGUCCCUUAAGACCAACUUGCACACAUUACAUAAACAAAUUACUUCAGUCACAUUUGCUUCCACAGGUUUUGAUAACUCUUGAUUUUUGUUUGCUUUAUUUUUGUAUAUUGUAUUCACAUUUAUGCUUUUUUUUUUUUCUUCUAAACUUCAUUUUUUUCUGCACAUUUUUGUUAAUUUUUUUACUUCAGUCUUUUUUUUUGCAACUUUUUUAAGUUUGCAAAUGUAUCGUUUUGUGCCACAUUUUUCAAUUUUUGAUUACUUUUUAAAAUUUACACUUUUUAAAUCUUUUUACAGAUUGAAAUCUUUUGUGUACUUCUCAUUUAUUUAAGACAACUUUUGACACAUUUUUUUUCUCACAAUUUUUUUUUAUUUUUUCCAAAUUUUAUUAUUUGUUUUUGUUUUAAUUGCUUUUUAAUUUUCAAAUGUUUUGCAUGUUUACAGUGAUACUUUUUCCAAUUUGGGUAUUUAAGUUUUUUGGAAACGUUUUGUUUGUUUUAAAGCAUCUCCUUACCAAGUGUAUAUAACAACUUUAUGGUAAAAGUCAUAUGUUGUUCCACUGGUAAAAGCAAAACUGUUCGGCUCUCAAUGGCAAUCAGACAACAAUUCUAACUGCCACCAUGCCAAACAGGACACAGGAAAAACGGAAUUUUGCUCAAAUGUGUUAAGUUUACUUGUAUCUUUUACUGAAUUAUUUUUUUGUGCUUCUUUACAUUGUUUGUAUUGUUUUUAAUAAAAUUGUGGU